GGCCUCCGCGUCCCUCCGCUCGCCGCGCUCCCCCCCCACCCCGGCCGUCUCCGAGCCCGUCCCGCCGCCGAGCCGCCCCGACAUCGGUAGGUGCCGCGCGCGGCGCCCGCCCGCGACUCCCCGCGCCCGUGCCCGCGACUGCCCGCGCCGCCGUCCCCCCCCCCCCCCCCAGCCAUGGCAUCGCCGCCAACAGGUAGCAGAAAGCGGAAAGUGGCCGAGGCGAUCGCUGCCCGCCGGGCCGCCCUGGACUGGGCGCCGGCGCAGGGCGCGGGGCCGCUGGUGCCCUGGAAGCCGCGGCCGCCCGCGCCCAGCCGCUCGCUCGUGCGCUACCUGCUGGCCCGCGAGGUGGGCGUGCGGGCUCUGCCCGGCCGCCGCGCCGCAGAGAGCGAGCUCGGGGGCUACGCGGUGCACAAGCUGCCCGAACUGCUGACCGAGCGCGAGCUGGCCCUGGGCACCCUCAACAAGGUGUUCGCGUCGCAGUGGCUGAACGCCAGGCAGGUGGUGUGCGGCACCAAGUGCAACACGCUCUUCGUGCUGGACGUGCAGUCCGGCCAGAUCUCGCGCAUCCCGCUCCUGCGCGACCGGCUGCCCGGGCUGCCCCGCGCCCAGCCGCUGUGCGGCAUCCACGCCAUCGAGCUGAAUCCGUCCAAGACGCUGCUGGCCACCGGGGGCGAGAACCCCAACAGCCUGGCCAUCUACCAGUUACCCGACCUGGACCCGGUGUGUCUGGGUGACCGCCUGGGCCACCGGGACUGGAUCUUCACCAUCGCCUGGAUAAGCGAUCAGACGGUGGCGAGCGGCUCCCGCGACGGCAGCGUGGCUCUGUGGCAGGUAGACACUGACCUGAUCAACAGUCGGGCCAGCGACGCUUCGGGGCUGCCCGUGUACGCCCACAUCCGUCCCCGGGACAUAGAGACCAUUCCCAGGUCGCCCACCAACCCCUGCAACCGGAAGGUGCGGGCCCUGGCUUUCAGCGCCAGGAAUCAGGAGCUGGGCGCCGUGUCCCUCGACGGCUACUUCCACCUGUGGAAAGUCCAGAACAACCUGUCCAGGAUGCUGUCCUUCAGGCUGCCCUACUGCCGGGAGAACGUGUGUCUGGCCUACUGCGACGAGCCGUCCCUGUUCGUGGUGGGCUCGCAGUCCCACAUCUCCUUCCUAGAUCUGCGCCAGGGUCAGCAGAACAUCUGGCCCCUGUGCCCCCGAGAGGGAGGUACAGGCGUGCGUUCGCUGAGUUUCUACCAUCACCUGGUCACCGUGGGCACCGGCCACGGAUCCUUGCUCUUCUAUGAUGUCCGUGCACAGAAGUUCUUGGAGGAGAGAGCCUCGUCCAGCCAGGACUGCUGUCCCGGACCCUUUCGCAAGAAGCUCAGGCUCACCUGUGGCAAAGGCUGGCUCAACUACAAUAACCUGUGGGUGAACUACUUUGGCGGAGCUGGCGAGCUCCCCAAUGCUCUCUACACCCACUGCUACAACUGGGCAGAGAUGAAGCUUUUCACGGCCGGGGGGCCUCUCCCGUCAGGCCUCCACGGGAACUAUGCGGGGCUCUGGAGCUAAGGAAUGCGGCCCGGCCCUGUGUGCUCCCAGUGUCCAGAUCUACUUUGAUUGAUGUACCUUGCGAACUCCUCAUUUUCCUUCUUCCUUCUGUAUUUGUGAUUUUAUCGCUGCGUGGCUUUUGCCUCCCAGUGGAAUGCACCCAUCUUAACCUCUAUAGGCAGAGAGAGAGGGAAGAAGGAAGGGAGGGAGAGAGAAAUAGAGAGAGGCACAGAGACAGAGACAGAGAAAGAGAGAAACAGACAGAGACAGAGAGACAGAGAGAAAGGAGAGGAGAGAAGAAGAGAGAUUGGGACUGAGACUGCGGGCAGUCAAAACCUUGGCUUUAAUACUUUCCUACACCUUUCUGAAAGAUCAUGCUUUUGAAUUUGUAUACAGAUAAGGAUUGAGUAAUUCAUAUUUUGUGUUCUCUCUGAGUCACUUUCAUAUUCUAUGUCUAAUGCUAUAUACUAGUAUAUACACACUUAUGAACAUUUUCUUUUGUUUUUAUUCCUGUAUGAAAAUGGUACUGAUUUUUUUUAAGUUACUUUGUUACUGCAAAUGCCUGGUUUCUUCAGAGUUUUUAGUAGCAGUGUUUACAUUAUCUGUUCUGGUGAAAGAACCGUAGAUUUAUAGCACUGUUCCACUUGAAAAAUACAAGUUCUUAGAUUACCAUCUUCGGGAAACAUUCCAUUUCAAAAUGUAAUCUUAGUCUUUAUAGUUUUUUUUGUUUGUUUUGUUUUGCUUGUAGUUUUAAAAGUUGUUGGUGCUAAAUCUAUUUUUAAAAGUUUAUUCUUUUGGCAAAAGAGUUCCUAUGGAGUCUUGGUAUACCAAAACUUAAAUUUGGUAGAACACCUUAGGAAUAUAUUGAUUCUGCUGAUUAUAUGUUCUGAAUUAAUCUGAGAAUUUAAUCAAUCUUUUUUGUUUUCAACCAGUAUUUAGGUUUUUGUGACCUUUUGCUAAAAAGAUUCUGAUGGCUAAAAAGAAUGUGAUUUUUUUGUGUUGUUAUAAAAAUGUGAUUUUUUUCACUUUGUGCCUUAAGUAUACUAUCAAGACUUGUUUGAGCAUUUCUGUUUAAGCAACCUGCACACUUUGACUUUCAUUAUUCAAGGUAGGGGUUCUUAAGUGUAAAUGUAGAAUAAUGUAAGGCAGGCUGGACAGAAUGUGUAUUGAUCCAGAAUAUAGACUAUUUUUGUUAUUGCUGUUUUUUAUUACCAAAUAUUUUGCACAUUUAAAAUGUCCAGUUCUGCUUAACUAGAUCACAGGGGAAAAAAGCUGCAAAGAAAAUUGAGCCCAGUCUAGAUUUCAUCUGAGGAAUUGUAAACUUAUUAAUUCAAAAUUAGUAAGACUUUAUUGCUAAAUUUCAGAGAUUCUGAAUAAAAAUAUACUGUUCAAAUUAGUGAUGUAAUGACUUUCACUGUAAUACAGUAUAAUGUAUAGUUAUCAAGGGCAUAGGGAAUUUGGUUUAAGUAGAUGAACUGGAAAUCAAUAGUAUACGGGAUUAAAUAAAAUAAUUUGCAACUCAGAUAAGUGCAAAUUGUGGAUUGUUUAAAAACUAGGCUGUGCUUCUCUGUAUGUGCAAAUAUUAGAAGUGAUAAAGGGAGUUUUACCCUUUUCCAAAGCUGGCCAGCUUGGUCUGACCUUGUGCUGACCCAUGGUAUUGUGGCAUGCCUGUUUUUUCUUAAAUACUUUGGCACUUAGAUGUUCCCUUAGUGUCCAUGCACUACAUGCUAUUCAGUUAAAAAUAUAAAGCAUGUAAUAUAAUAUGUGACACGAAAAUUGACUUAAGAAAUAAAUCAAACUUUUGUUUACAUAGUUGUUUUAACAGUUUAGAUAGUUGUUCUUAUAUACCAUUAUAAUUCAUUUCUGCGUAUGUACUAACCUUCAGCUCAGUUGUAAAUGCAUUGAGAGCAAAGAAAAUAACCAUCAUCAUUAUAUUCUCUUUGCAAAGAAUAUAACUGUCAUCUUUAUAUUCUCUUGUUUUUCCAGGUAUGCCUAGCAAAUCUUAGGCAAUCAGUAAAUAUUUAUGGAGUGAAUGUAUUUGCCUCUGUAGACCUGAAG
Molecule: messenger RNA, 3591 nt
Organism: Sorex araneus (European shrew)
Lineage: Eukaryota; Metazoa; Chordata; Mammalia; Eulipotyphla; Soricidae
Product: DDB1- and CUL4-associated factor 12-like protein 2
Exons: 1
Coding region: 175-1554 (459 amino acids)
Cellular component (GO): Cul4-RING E3 ubiquitin ligase complex
Molecular function (GO): protein binding
Source: RefSeq, a predicted model, not a curated record